GCAACAGUGACUAGGCGUGUGUUGUGGGUGGAUACAGUUUUGGGUGAGGUUUAGGUGUCUCACAUUCCCUAACAAGAACGAUUGAAAGAGUGGAUCCUGUGUUUCACAUCUGACACUACCCGAGCGAGCAACACACCUGUGAGCCGGACAGCCUUUACCAGCAACAAUAUGGGUGAUUCAGCAGAGGCUUUGGCUGCUCACCUUAAAAGCAGUAGAAAUAUCAUCAUUGAGAUCACCAACCUCACCAGUAACUACUGCCUCAUUAACCCCAAGGUUUACCUGGAUUGUGGCAACUGCCACAGCCCACCCCAACCCACCGUGCGCCCUCUGAAAACCGAGGUGUGCAGCUUCACGAAGAGCAGCGGCAAAGCAACCGGUGUUGUGGGCGUCCUGACCUAUGACCUUUUUGAGAGACAUAGAAACACCCCUCAUGACAAAAUAGCUCUAAUGUUCUCUGUGCCCUACGAUAAUAACUCGUACCAGAAUUGGUUGGCCAUGGCGAUCUACGGCCACGACAAAGAGUGCGACGAGAAACUGUACAAAGAGAUGUAUUACGAUAAAGAGCCACAGGGAUUUGUGAGGGCAGAGGCCAAAGGUUGUGUCCUCUCGUAUGAGGGCAGGCAAAUGGACCUCAAGGCUACCAUGUCCCCGAUGGGCAGGUCCACAGUGAAGUUGGAGGUUUGGGACAAGCUCUUCAUUCCAACGCAGCAACCGCUUUAAUUAACAACCCAGUUUGACAGGCAGUGUAUAGUGUUAGAUGUGUUUAGCCCUUUGCACACCUGUGCUACUGUACCAUCUGUUCAUGCAAUAA
Cottoperca gobio is the source of this 811-nucleotide messenger RNA. Its product is annotated as DELTA-sagatoxin-Srs1a-like. The record is from RefSeq and is a predicted model, not a curated record. Gene Ontology annotation, cellular component: pore complex. The transcript is spliced from 3 exons. Gene Ontology annotation, molecular function: channel activity. Gene Ontology annotation, biological process: pore complex assembly; monoatomic cation transport; cytolysis in another organism. NCBI's taxonomy places the organism in Eukaryota, Metazoa, Chordata, Actinopteri, Perciformes, Bovichtidae. Bases 169 to 720 code for a protein of 183 amino acids.